Molecule: messenger RNA, 137 nt
Organism: Vairimorpha ceranae
Lineage: Eukaryota; Fungi; Microsporidia; Nosematidae
Exons: 1
Source: RefSeq, a predicted model, not a curated record
AUGCAGAUCCACAACUUGGAAGUAUUAAGCUUUCUGGGCUUUAAAAAACGACAAAAAAAUAUAUCUCUUAGAUGUAUACGAAAUAAUUUGUGUAAAAUAGGAUUGCAUGUAAAAAACUAUUUCUGUCUAAAAAGCAU